UUUACGUAAAAAGAAAGAAGAAGGGUAUAAUUGUAAUUUGAAUUCUUCUCUUCUUCUUCGUCUGCCUGCCUCACAUUUCUUCCAUAGUUUGAGCUCCGAUAUACACAGCAAUAUGCACCUUCUUCCUUCUUCAAACCCUAAUUUUACUCUCUUCUUCACUUCACAGAACCCUACGAACCUCUCCAAAUGUACACUCCAUAUUCCGCGUUGUUCUUCCAGAGAUUCCUCUUCCGCUCCAGUCAUCGACCACGCCUCCGCGCUUCCUUACUCUGAUUCCACUUCUUAUGCCGCCGCAGCCGUUGUUUCGACCAAGGAAGUAGCUUCGAAGAGGCCCACCGACUCCUCGCCGGAAGACUUUCUCGUGGUUCGCCGACCGGCAAUGGAGAGCUCAGUUGGAGACUAUGAUGAAGAUGGGUUGAAAUCUACGGCAGCUAUCGACGAUGGACUUGCGAAGUUUGCAAAGAAGAUACCGAUUUUUGAGCCCCGGGAGAGGGUUGAGUCGGGCUCCUUGCAGGGGAAGCCUCUGCCGGUGAAUUUGGACUUGGCUUUGUAUAAGGCCAAGGUUCUAAACAGGAGUUACCGAUUUGCCGAAGCUGAGGAAAUUCUUCAAAAGUGUAUAAGCUACUGGCCAGAAGAUGGGCGAGCUUAUGUGGUUUUGGGGAAAACUUUAAGCAAGCAAUCAAGGACUGCGGAAGCUCGAGCUGUUUAUGAGAAAGGUUGCCAAGCUACUCAGGGAGAGAACCCCUUUAUCUGGCAGUGUUGGGCUGUUUUAGAGAAAAGUAUGGGAAAUAUAAGGAGGGCAAGAGAAUUAUUUGAUGCUGCCACUGUUGCUGACAAAAGGCAUACUGCUGCCUGGCAUGGUUGGGCAGUUCUUGAGCUGAAACAGGGGAAUAUCAGGAAGGCAAGGAGUCUUCUGGCUAAAGCUCUUAAAUUUUGUGGAGGAAAUGAGUACAUAUACCAAACGCUUGCAUUGCUGGAAGCGAAAGCAAAUCGCUUUGAGCAGGCUCGAUAUCUGUUCAAGCAGGCCACCAAGUGUAAUCCCAAAAGCUGUGCUAGUUGGCUGGCAUGGGCACAAAUGGAGAGUCAACAGGAAAAUAAUGGAGUUGCUAGACGACUCUUUGAGAAAGCUAUCCAGGCAAGCCCCAAGAAUAGAUUUGCAUGGCAUGUUUGGGGAGUUUUUGAAGCCAAUGUUGGAAAUGUUGAUAAGGGAAGAAAGCUUUUAAAGAUAGGUCAUGCACUUAAUCCAAGGGAUCCUGUUCUACUUCAAUCUCUUGCUUUAUUGGAAUAUAAACACUCAACUGCAAAUCUUUCUCGAGUGUUGUUCAAAAGAGCAUCUGAAUUAGACCCAACUCACCAACCAGUAUGGAUGGCAUGGGGAUGGAUGGAGUGGAAAGAAGGAAACAUAACCACAGCUAGGGAAUUAUACCAAAAGGCAUUGUCUAUUGACUCGACUAGUGAUACUGCUGCGCGAUGCCUACAGGCUUGGGGAGUCCUAGAACAAAGAAUUGGCAACCUAUCUGCAGCUCGUAGAUUAUUUAGAUCCUCUCUAAAUAUAAAUUCUCAGAGUUUCGUCACAUGGAUGACAUGGGCAGCAUUUGAGGAGGAUCAAGGAAAUUCCAUUCGUGCUGAGGAAAUCCGCAAUCUCUAUUUCCAGCAGCGUACUGAAGUUGUCGAUGAUGCUUCAUGGGUUAUGGGAUUCCUAGAUAUCAUAGACCCAGCAAUUGAUAGUGUAAAGAGACUCUUAAAGUUAGACCAAAACCCAUCCACUGCACCUCAAGAUUCCUUGAGAAGAAUGGCUGUCAUUGACGAUAACUACACCGAUGAAAACUCAAUUGGUGUUUACUCUAAUGACAACUACAAGGAAAGUGACAGUGGCUUCGAUGUAGAUGCUUUUAUCACUGAAAGAUUGUAUUUAGACCCUAAUAAGCUGGAUUAUUUGUUGGAAAAGACAAGAACAAACUUCGCAAAAAGAUCAAGAGGGAAAUUUUCCAGAGUGUCUUCCUAACUCCGCUCACGGAGCCUCAUCAAGACAACAGAUUAUGAAGCUAUAAGACGGCUCAACAGUGAUAUAUUAUUAAUUUGAUCUAUUACCCAGUCGUUCCUCUUCACUCGCAAAAGCACAUAUUUUAUCUUACAAUAUAAAAUCCUUGAAAGUCUAAAUGUAAUAUUGUUGGUUAAUCUGUAAAGCAUGAAAUCAACUUUGAACACGACUAGUUAUCAGUUAACUGUCAUAAUGUAAGGGCCUUGACUAGAUAAAGUUACAAUUUUUUAAGUCUGUAAUUAAUUAAGAAAUCCUUCAUUGUUUCCUCAAGAGCGUAUUUUUGUGGCAACUUAAUGAACAUAUUAAGAAAGAAAUUGACACUUUACAAGAA
Cannabis sativa is the source of this 2372-nucleotide messenger RNA. Its product is annotated as protein high chlorophyll fluorescent 107. The coding region runs from base 113 to 2005 and encodes 630 amino acids. The record is from RefSeq and is a predicted model, not a curated record. Gene Ontology annotation, molecular function: mRNA binding; protein binding; single-stranded RNA binding. The transcript is spliced from 8 exons. NCBI's taxonomy places the organism in Eukaryota, Viridiplantae, Streptophyta, Magnoliopsida, Rosales, Cannabaceae. Gene Ontology annotation, cellular component: chloroplast. Gene Ontology annotation, biological process: mRNA processing; regulation of translation.